AGAAUGUGGAGCAGCAGGCGGCUGCAGUCACGGGUUCACUGCUGAUUAAGGUCAGACUGGAGACGCACACAUUCAGACAUUGGGGGGGGGGAUGCUUCAAAUCUGCCAAUUUGUCGUAAAAGCCAUCAUGGUAUACGAUCAGUGGUUCUUCAUGUCAAAGAUGUGGACACUGCAGAUUUCUCUGUGAAAGGAGUGUUCUUCGCUUUAGCCGCAGAAGAGAAAAGACACAGUUCGCUGUUGGUGAAGAAGUGCAUAGCUGCCGCACAUGGAAGCUGAGUGGCAGCAGGGGAGUGGAAGUGAGGAAGACUUGGACUCAGAGGAAGAGGAGACAACAGAUGAAAGCUGUACCAUCGAGCCGAGCUGCCAUCCUCGACUGGAUGGCGACAUUGAGAUAGUCAGGAGACUGUAUUCACAUAGUUCGGUCGCUAUCGGGGAAUAUCAAUCAAUCGAUAAAGUGGAUGUCGAUCUGAACAUUGACGGCAACAUUUUGGAUGAGGAAGUGGCCAAAGCCUGGAGGGUUAACCCAUCAGAGCCCAUCGUUUUCCGCCUGCACUUGUCUUUGUCUCAGUAUCUCAAUGGACCUGAACCAACAGUUGAAGUCUUUCAGUCAUCUAAUAGACAUUUCAGUCUUGGAAGACAACUGGAAAGUGUUUUAGCGGUCUUCAUCUCACAGGAGUGGAACCAUCUGACUAAUGAGAACGUGAUAGUGAGACAGAAGAGAAGGCACAGCUGGUUCAGGCCUGGUGGAACCAUGAAGAAAUUCCGCGCAAGACUCAGCAUCUGGCUGCCACUGUCAAAAUCUAACACACUCCAAGACCGCAGCCUGAGGGGAAGGAUUGUUUUGCCAGCCAGGAAACGGAAUCAUUUUGCCAAUCACGCGACGUCCUACAAAAUCAAGAAUCCAUCAGGGGAACUCUUCACUUACAGGCCUCGCGGAAAGAGUGUCGUCGUGUCAGGAGUGAAGUCGUCCGCUCAGCUCAGCACCAAGCAGCUAAUAGAGCUGCUGUUCUUCUCUCAGGCCAUAGGGCACUGUAAGACCGCCCCGACUCUGCAACAUGGCUUCUUGGUGCAGGUUAUGAGGUACGCAGAGCAGAGAAUCCCCACCUUGAAUGAAUACUGCGUAGUUUGUGACGAGCGCCACGUUUUCCAGAAUGGCCCCCUGUUGAAGCCUGCCGUUUGCAGCAGGGAACUAUGUGUCUUUUCUUUUCACACCAUGGGGGCGAUGUCAGGAGCCACAGAGGCGGUGGCCACCGGUGCAGAGGUGGUCGACUUGCUGGUGGCGAUGUGCAGGGCGGCUGUGCAGUCGUCGCGCAAAAGCAUCAUAUUUGAACCGUAUCCGUCUGUUGUCGAUCCAAAGAAUCCCAAAAUGCUGGCCUUUAGCCCCAAGAGAAAGAGCUACGAGAGGCUGGAAAAAGCCCUGGACAGUGUCCUGCUGAUUAGGAGGAUGACGCAGGGUUCAUAUUCUGAAAUCAAAAAGCAGAUGGACUCAAUAGACCCUCUUGCCAUUCCUUUACUGCAAUGGAUUUUAGCGAGCAACAGAUCUCACAUUGUCAAGCUUCCAGCCAACAGGCAACUGUCCUUUAUGCACACACCACACCAGUUCCUGCUCAUCAGCAGCCCUCCGACCAAAGAGGCUCGUUUUCAAGCUGCACGCAAACUCUAUGGCAGCACCUUUGCUUUCCAUGGUUCCCACGUUGAAAACUGGCAUUCCAUUUUAAGAAACGGCCUCGUGAAUGCAUCCAAUACAAAAUUCCAAAUUCAUGGAGCUGCAUAUGGCAAAGGGAUCUAUUUAAGCCCAAUCUCAAGCAUAUCAUUUGGAUAUUCUGACAUGGGAAAGGGACAACACCAGAUGCCCACCAAAGAAGAACUCCUGAAGAACUAUAAUCGCGUAAACAUAAUCCAACAGGAUCUCCCUGGCAGGUUUCUGCAAAGCAGGAACCUAAACUGUGUUGCACUUUGUGAGGUCAUAACGUCAAAGGAGCUCAAAAAACAUGGCAACAUCUGGGUGUGUCCCAUAUCUGACCACGUGUGCACACGUUUCCUCUUUGUGUAUGAAAACGGUUGCGUGGGAGACGUCCACAUCAACACUCAGGAAGAAGAGAUCCUGAGCCAAAUUUUAGAGGUCAUUGCAACCAAGCCCAGCUGAAAAAAAAACAAAAAAGGGUAACAGAUGAGAACAUUUACUGGUAGUCUGAAUUUCUCUCCAGAUUGAUUAUGAUGAUUGAAUGUGCUUCCUAAAUCGGCUGAUUUCAUCUUGUGUUUGACAUUAACAUAUAGUGGUACCUCGACUUAAGUGCGUCCCAAUUUAUGGGAUAUUCGAGUUACGAGCUGUUGCUUGGUGGUGCUUUGUGUUGUGAGCCAAGAUUUGAGUUAAGAGUGAGCUUCAGAUACACCGCCGCUUGAGUGAAGUGAAAUAAAAAUGGAGCAAGUAAGGUACUGUAAUGCCAUGUGGGCAAGGAAAGCCACGGUUUCUGAUGGAAACAGUCAAACACGCAAUACAAAAUGAGAACACUCGCAAAGGGCUGCUAGAAGACCACUACUCACGCCCAGACACUCACGUCCAGACAACCGACUAUAGGCCACGCCCCUUUUUUCUGGUGUAAUCUAAGACCAAUA
Messenger RNA from Phyllopteryx taeniolatus (common seadragon), 2616 nucleotides. It is a transcript of the gene parp6b, whose product is annotated as poly (ADP-ribose) polymerase family, member 6b. The coding region runs from base 266 to 2146 and encodes 626 amino acids. Gene Ontology annotation, biological process: endoplasmic reticulum unfolded protein response. Gene Ontology annotation, cellular component: endoplasmic reticulum tubular network; nuclear envelope; membrane. Gene Ontology annotation, molecular function: NAD+ poly-ADP-ribosyltransferase activity; kinase binding; protein serine/threonine kinase activator activity. The transcript has 23 exons. Lineage: Eukaryota; Metazoa; Chordata; Actinopteri; Syngnathiformes; Syngnathidae. The record is from RefSeq and is a predicted model, not a curated record.